ACUGAAAAAUACGCGCAGUUCACUUUACUAAUACCUUCAAAAUAUAUAGAAAUGGUGGCUAAGUUUGGUUCCACCCCAGGAAACGAAGCCGACGACGUGGCCGUGGUGAUGGUGCCUCUUCCAGCACAGGGCCAUCUCAACCAGCUACUCCACCUCUCCCGCCUCAUCUCCGCCCAAGGCAUCCCCGUACACUAUGUCGGAUCCUCCGCCUACAUCCACCAGGCCACGACCCGGGUUCACGGUUGGGACCCACUAAAAGCUACCAGCCUCCAUUUCCACGAGCUCCCCACGCCUCCGGCAGAGUUCCAGAGUCCGCCGGCGCCAGUUCCCGACACCACCACGAAAUUCCCUUCCCAGCUGAUGCCGGCGUUCCUCGCAACAGAGCAUCUCCGGCGACCUCUUACAGAUCUAGUCGGUGAAAUGGCAAUAUCCAAAAGAAAGGUAGUCGUCAUCGCCGAUUCUUUUAUGGGUUGGGUGGUGCAAGACUUGCCUUCCGUCGUACCCAAGGCGGAGGUCUAUCGUUUCCGUUGUCUUUCAGCUUUCUGCUCUGGUUCUUACAUCUGGGAAGCUGCCGGAAAACCUGAAAUCGGGCCGGGUUCUGAAAUUCUAAACUUUUUGCCGUCUAGGGAGGGCACUGUGUCGCCGGAGUUUGACGAGUUCGUAAAAGUACAGAGUGGGUGUUGGGUUUUAAGCUCGGGGGAUAUUCUAAAUUCCAGCCGUGAAAUAGAAGCACCCUUUAUUGAUUUUCUAGCGACGGUAUCAAAUAGAUCCCAAUUUGCUAUCGGUCCAUUCAACCCGAUUUCUCUAAGCAGCUCAAUCGACGGGAAGAAUCGUCACAGAUGCCUGAAAUGGCUGGACGGGCAGGAAAAAGACUCUGUUUUGUUUGUAUCAUUUGGGACGACGACUUCACUUUCCGGCGACCAAAUAACAGAGCUGGCCAUCGGGCUGGAACAGAGCAUGCAGAAAUUCAUUUGGGUGCUCAGAGACGGUGACGGUAGAGAAGCCAUCAACGGCGGUAACGUCGUGAGGCCGGAGCUGCCGGAGGGGUACGAGGAAAGAACGCGGGAAAGAGGUCUGGUGGUCCGAGAUUGGGCCCCACAGCUGGAGAUUCUCGGCCACGCAUCAACCGGCGGUUUCUUGAGCCAUUGCGGGUGGAAUUCGUGCAUGGAGAGCAUUUCCAUGGGAGUGCCGGUGGCGGCCUGGCCGGUGCACUCCGACCAGCCGAGGAACGCCGCCCUGCUGACGCGUGGGCUGGGGAUCGGAAUCAGCUUGAUGGACUGGGAACGGCGGGGUGAAGUAGUGGGACGGGAAGAAGUUGCCGAAGGGGUGAAGAAGCUGAUGGCGUCGAAAGACGGGGAGGAAAUGAGGCGGAACGCCGUCAAAGUGAGUGAGAGCGUGAAAAAGUCCGUCACAUCCGGUGGCGGCCGCGACGAAUUUCAGGCCCUCAUUGCUCAGAUCACGAGGUAGAUAGGUUUUCAAUUUCAUAGGGAGUACUAGGUACUCGAUUGCUUUUUUUCUUAAUAAAGCAUUCCAAGGUAGUUGCAUUGCUGGCUGGGGUAUUGCUGUUGGGAUGUACACACAAGUCAUAAUGUAUUCACUGUCUUUGUACCAAUUUAGUCAAAUAAAAUUGCCCUUUUUUGUUAA
Molecule: messenger RNA, 1644 nt
Organism: Cuscuta epithymum
Lineage: Eukaryota; Viridiplantae; Streptophyta; Magnoliopsida; Solanales; Convolvulaceae
Source: the annotation of a GenBank genome assembly